Molecule: messenger RNA, 765 nt
Organism: Clonostachys rhizophaga
Lineage: Eukaryota; Fungi; Ascomycota; Sordariomycetes; Hypocreales; Bionectriaceae
Source: the annotation of a GenBank genome assembly
AUGUCUACAGCGCCGCCCCCACCUACCAUCACGCAAUUGAAAGAGCGCUUCAUCUCCCGCCAGAUUCACCUGCUCAGCAGCCCCGUUGACGUCUCGGCAGCCUUCCGCACAGCGAACAACCGCGCCGACAAGCCAUUGGAGCCGCGACUCCUCGAAGCAGCCGUCGCAUAUGUAGACAGCACGGUCCAGGAGCACUGCCGCCGCAUUUUCGUGCCGCAGGCCACCCGCGCGGUCUCCGAGCAAAUCAACGACAGCUAUACAAAGGAGGCGGAGCGGAAGCUGCAGCGGGAACAGGAUGAUGAAGAUGGAGUCGGGAAAGAGUUGGAUCUCUCCGAUCCAGAGGUGAUUGAGUCUCUCCCCGCGACAUGGAGUUCUGAGAAGGAAGCCAAUAAACAACCAGCAGAGGCCAAGCGAUACAGCGACGGAGUACAAAGCUUAACGGACCUCAAUGCGCAGCGCAAGGAGGUGAAACUGCGCGUUGAACGUCUUCGCCGCCUCAAGGCCUUGAUUGCGCCGCUGCAGACGCAAGACGGUGGUGCCGGCGUGCAGGAGAAUCUGGCAACCCGCAACGGCGCCCUCGAGAAGGAGCUGGAGCGGACCCGGAUGUUGCUUCUGCGUGUAGCCGGUCGCGUGGAGCGGCUCUCUGAUUCGGGUGAAGGACCGGGGCGCGAGAUGCAGAAGGAGAGUGUCCCUACUAACGUGCUUCGGAAGAGAACGGUUGAAGAGUUCCUGGCUGAUCCCAAGGUGUUUCCGAACAAGAGAUAA